This is a messenger RNA of Hippoglossus stenolepis (Pacific halibut), 1307 nucleotides long. RefSeq names its product thiosulfate sulfurtransferase. Gene Ontology annotation, biological process: transsulfuration. NCBI's taxonomy places the organism in Eukaryota, Metazoa, Chordata, Actinopteri, Pleuronectiformes, Pleuronectidae. The transcript is spliced from 2 exons. The record is from RefSeq and is a predicted model, not a curated record. The coding region runs from base 284 to 1171 and encodes 295 amino acids. Gene Ontology annotation, cellular component: mitochondrion. Gene Ontology annotation, molecular function: thiosulfate-cyanide sulfurtransferase activity.
AGAUUUCCAUCACACAUCUUUAAAAUAAAACUUAAAACAUUUAUCUUCGCUUCAGCCUUUAACUAUAGAUCUUGCACUCUUAUAUGUUUCUUAAAAACUGGUUUCUUCUUAUUGUAAUUAAAUUGUUUACAUGUGCACUUGCAGCUGCAUUCCUUGGGUUCAUGAUAUGAGUUUGGGUUAGGUCUCGAUAUGAGGAAGUGUGAGUCCUGGACCUCUGUGUUCGGGAUCGCAGAGAAAGACGCUCCGGUUCCCCCCUUGCGCUCGGAGCUCGUUCUUGCGCGUCAUGGCGGCUCAGACCCGAGCUGUGGUGUCCGGCCAGUGGCUGGCAGAGGCCGUCCGGUGCAACCUCGUCGGUCCCAAGCUCCGCAUCCUGGACACGUCUUGGCAUUUGCCCGAACUGAAGCGGGACGCGAAGGCUGAGUUCGCGCAGAGGCACAUUCCGGGCUCCUUGUUUUUUGACAUAGACGAGUGCAGCGACCGGAGUGCUGCGUUCGAUCUCAUGCUGCCGACCUCCAGCCACUUCUCCCGCUAUGUGGGCGACCUGGGCAUCGGCAGCGACACGCACGUAGUCGUGUACGACACCAGCGAAUACGGGUCACACAUCGCGCCCCGGGUGUGGUGGAUGUUCCGGAUGUUCGGACACAGCCUGGUGUCGGUGCUGGACGGCGGCUGGAAGAACUGGCUGGGGGACGGUCACCCGGUCACAGCGGAGAGCUGCGUCCCGGAGCGCACGGAGUUCAGGGCCGCUGCCAAUCUGUCCUGGGUGAAGAGCUUCGAGGAGGUGCUGGAGAACGUGGGCACCAGGCGGGUCCAGGUGGUGGACGCCCGGCCUAUAGGCAGGUUCAGGGGCACUGAGCCGGAGUUCAGGGAAGAUACGCUGCCCGGCCAUUUCCCUGGUGCGAUCAACAUGCCCUUCACUACCUUCAUGGACGCCGGUGGGAAGGAGCUGGAAACCGAGGGCCUGUCCAAAGUGUUCAGAGAGGCAGGGGUGGACCUGGAGCAACCGCUGUGGUCCACCUGUAGUUGUGGUGUCACCGCGUGUCACGUUGUCCUGGCUGCUCACCUGCUGGGCCACACUGGGGUGUGUGUUUACGACGGCUCCUGGUUUGAAUGGUUUAAGAGGGCAAGUCCGGAGCACAUCAUCUCAGAGGGAGAAGGACAGAAGGUCUGAACAAACCACAGCAGACAGACAGCAUCUGAAGAGGUUUUUCACAAGGGGAAGCUCUUGAAAAAUAUACACUUUCUUUAUAGAAUCAUAUAUGGAGGUUGUAUUCUUAUAAACAAUUUACAAUAAAUGGUUGCCUGAG